This is a messenger RNA of Orbilia oligospora ATCC 24927, 846 nucleotides long. RefSeq lists its product as uncharacterized. Lineage: Eukaryota; Fungi; Ascomycota; Orbiliomycetes; Orbiliales; Orbiliaceae. The transcript has 4 exons. Gene Ontology annotation, biological process: SREBP signaling pathway; protein processing. Bases 1 to 846 code for a protein of 281 amino acids. The record is from RefSeq and is a predicted model, not a curated record. Gene Ontology annotation, cellular component: Dsc E3 ubiquitin ligase complex.
AUGCCUGCUGGUUCCUCAGAUGAUGACGCCAAUGCUCCUGCUGCCUCUUCAGCGCUGCAUUCGAAUGUUCGCGCCAGAGACCAGCUUACCACGAAGAAGUCCGAAUGGUUAGAUCACAUGCUCCGGAACCUCGAUAUAGUGACUUAUUGUCAUUUUUCGUAUCUUUAUUUUCUCGAUAUAAGCUUCAUUCGAUUUCUCAUCCGAGCUAUCGUCCAAAUCAACCUCUUCGCCCAACGGCCACCGAACUUCCCCACACCCCAAAGAACCCAAAAGCGGUCCGCGGUAGUUUCAAUAUUCGGCUCGACGCUGAUAUGCUUCCUCUUUCAUCUUUUCUCAGAACCCGCCUCGGGCUCCGAGGCAACCGGCGGAUACCUACACGGCGGUAUGAUCAUUGAUUUUGUAGGACAAGAAGGUCCAAUAUCCCGCCUCCGCCUAAUAUUCAUCGACCUCAUAAUCCUCCUCCUCCAGCUCACCAUGCUCACCGUCAAGGUGUCCAAACAAGAUCUUCUCGAUAGCUCGGGUCCUAACCGAGUAAUACCCGCGCAAGACCUCGAUGACGAAGAAAGAGGCAUCGUCGCUAGUGCCGAAGACGAUAAUAGUGACUUCGCCGCCUCUCCUAUAGAGGGACCUAGUAGUAGUAUCAGUAGCGACGGACUCCGCCGGCGGCGACCGGCCGCAGAUUCAAACAUUUACUCCGGAGAGGUCAACAUUGCUGACCUAAGAAUCGUGGAAACCGUUCGGUCGCAGUGGAAUUCCCAAAAUAAUACCCCAAUCACACAAUCAGCGUCCGCAACAAUGGCGGCGAAUUUAGCGAAUGCGCGGUUACGAAUGUUAUUUCGACGAUAG